This is a messenger RNA of Lolium perenne, 537 nucleotides long. The record is from RefSeq and is a predicted model, not a curated record. NCBI's taxonomy places the organism in Eukaryota, Viridiplantae, Streptophyta, Magnoliopsida, Poales, Poaceae.
AUGGGCUUGCAGAAGUGGUCAAGGCGGCUUUGUCGAUCUGGCGACCGAGGGCAUGCGAUCAUACGAUCGUGCACCCCUCAUCCCAGCGUUGCUCACGCCGCCUCUGUGACUACGAACCCUUCGACAAUCAUUCCGCCAAGCCGCCACGUCAUCACCCCACCGCCCCGCCCCAUCGACACUGCGCCGUCGUCUGCAUCAUCGCGGAGCCAGCCGCUAUCACGCUCUUUCGCCCAAGUUGUCGCCGGGAUCCCUCCCGUGUCCGCGAUGAUCGGGCCGCAGUGGCCGCCGGUGCCGCCGGGCACGGCGGUGCAAGCGCCAGGGUCAUCAGUGAUGGGGCCGUCGCGGCCAGUUGCUGCGUCGGGAGCCAGCAAUGCCCCAUACCUAGGACCACCGGGGUUUCACGGGUGGCCGGUGGGCUCGCUCAUGCCGCCAGCAGCCCCGCCGAUGCAGCCCCAACCAGGGUUCCGCUCGCCGACGCGGAUGCCGGUCCCUCAGGUCCAGUACGUGCAUAUGCAACCUCAGUAUCAGCACUACUAG